Molecule: messenger RNA, 1730 nt
Organism: Solanum pennellii
Lineage: Eukaryota; Viridiplantae; Streptophyta; Magnoliopsida; Solanales; Solanaceae
Product: protein WHAT'S THIS FACTOR 1 homolog, chloroplastic
Exons: 2
Coding region: 21-1250 (409 amino acids)
Molecular function (GO): RNA binding
Source: RefSeq, a predicted model, not a curated record
GUUCAACUUGAAAAACACAAAUGAACCAUUUUCAUUCGUCUCACCGUCUUAUGCAUAAACGUGUGAUGGUCUUCUCGCUAAUUGAGUCUCGAAAAUGGUUUACAGUCAAUGGAAGGCAAAGAUUGUGCCAUCCAUUGCCAUAUCUGAGAGUAGGGCAUAUGUGCGUACAAAUUAUGUUCAAAACCAGUGGAGGGAGGAGACCUAAGAAGAAAAUGUACUAUAGAGAAAAUGAUCUAGACAGAGUCAUGGAGCUUCAGAAGAAACCAUCAUUGAUUUUACGCUUAAAAUCCAUAAUUCAAUCACAGAGAAAACAAUGUGUCCUUCUUAGAGACCUUGAGAAAGAAGUUGGAUUUGUGCAGAAGUGGAAUUUCAUGGGUAUUAUUGAAAAAUAUCCUACGAUAUUCCGUGUCACCGGUGGUAAUGGAACUCCACCGAUGGUUAUGCUGACUGAAAAGGCUGAUAAAAUAGCACUAGAAGAAGAUAAAGCAAGAGUGCAAAUGGAACCUAUUUUGGUCAAGAAUCUAAGGAAGUUGUUAAUGUUGUCGGUUGAUUGCACGUUGCCACUGGAAACCAUUCAACUGAUUGAGAAUGACUUGGGCUUGCCUAAUGACUUCAGGCAAUCGCUGAUUCCAAAAUACCCAAAAUUUUUCUCAGUGAAAGACGUGAAUGGAAGAACAUCCCUUCAGUUAGAAAAUUGGGAUUCUUAUCUAGCUGUCACUGCCCGGGAGGAAAGGUUGGCGUGUGAAGGGAUCCUGACUUCAAAAGAGAAGGUUAGAGUAUUGAAAGAUGGAAACUACUUUGGUCCCUUCGCGUUUCGAAUGCAUUAUCCUGCAGGAUUUAGGCCGAAUAUGAACUACCUUAAGGAAAUUCAGAAAUGGCAGAAGAUGGAGUUCCCUUCUCCAUACUUGAAUGCUAAAGGAUUUGAACUUGCUGAUCCCAAAGCUCAAAAGAGAGUAGUCGCAGUGCUUCACGAGCUCCUCAGUUUGACUAUGGAAAAGAGGUUGACAUCUGCUCAAAUAGAUGCAUUUCAUUCCGAGUUACGGUUACCAGCUAGACUUUUGCUUUGCUUAAUCAAACAACACGGUAUAUUCUACAUCACUAAUAAAGGUGUCAGGAGUACCGUGAUACUUAAAGAGGCUUAUGAUGGGUCUAAUUUGAUCUGUAAAUGCCCUCUGUUAUUAUUUAGGGAUAAGUUUAUAGCACUUACAGGAAGAAGCGAUAUUGAUUCAUGUAUCAGUGCUCCAACAUAGUUUAUAUAAUGAGAAGAAUGGUUGACACUGUAUUCUGUUCUUUUUACCCUGUUUCUCAUGGGUCUUGAUCUGUAUUGUGUUAAUCAGUAAUACGAAUGGUCAAGAUAUUGGCAAUGAUGUAGCUUUGGAACUUGGAUGCAGCUUUUGUAUUCAAUUCUAUGUUGAAAACAAUUAAGUACUGAAUCAAUCAUAUUUAUUGGAAUUUUAGAGCCUAGAGGCAUGCUGAAAGAAAGAGAGAUGGUGUGAACUUGAAUAUCUUGAGAACUAUCCUGGAGAUCAACUAAUUUUUGUUUUGAAUUUUUCCUGAAAGUUGCUUUUUGGCGUUCUUGUCUGUGUAUGUCACAACAUUCUCUAUUUAUCCUCCUUAAUCAUAAUUUUAGUUGGCAUUCUGUUUAACUUCUUUUUAGAGGUCAUAGAGAAGUUCCUGUAUUCCCUGGAAGCUGUACUGCUGGUAGCAAUAAAUAAUAAAAGCUUCUCUCU